This is a messenger RNA of Cyclopterus lumpus (lumpfish), 956 nucleotides long. Its product is annotated as transmembrane protein 229B-like. Lineage: Eukaryota; Metazoa; Chordata; Actinopteri; Perciformes; Cyclopteridae. The transcript has 2 exons. The coding region runs from base 311 to 832 and encodes 173 amino acids. The record is from RefSeq and is a predicted model, not a curated record.
CCUCACGCGUCACACACAUGUUGUACUGCUCUAAAGAAACAAUUCACGCAGCCACAGCCUCCCGAUGUGAGAUCAAUACUGCACACAGGCGUUUUUUUUGUUCCUCAGCUGGGUCCAGCUUCCAGAGUCCAUCCUUUGGUUCACGACCUCAGCCUGUGACACAGGAAUUGCUGAGAUAACACAGAGCGCUUAAUGUUUAGCCCAAGAUCCACACACACACACACACACACACACACACACACACACACACACACACACACAAGGAAGCAGAGGGAUUACAAAGGCACAGGCACCCAUAUGCUGCCCGGGGAUGGAGGCGAGAAAGCUAAAUGUGAAGGGAGCGCAAGGUCGUAAUGACCCAGGGACUGGUGUUGAUGACAGAGCCCCAGCAGCACGGAGUCCGCCUCUCACCACCGCGGCGCGUCUCUACGUGUACGCUCUGCAUGGCUGCCUCUGUGAGGUGGCCUUCACUGCCGUGUUGGACUGGUGCAGCACCCGGGACAUGAGGCUGACAGGCCACAGCAGCCUGUGGGCGCUGCCCAUGUACGCCAUCGCCAUCUACAUCAUGGAGGUCAUGAGAGCCCGGUUGCUGGCUCGCCGUCUCCCGCUGCCGGCGCGUCUGGUGGCCUACACAGUGUUCAUCUACCUGUGGGAGUUCAGCUGGGGGGCGGGGCUGAGUUUGCUGGGGGCCUGUCCCUGGGACUACUCGGGUUACAGCUACAACCUGGGAGGACUGGUGACUCUGGAGUAUGCACUGCCCUGGACUUUGGCAGCAUUCAUAGCUGAGCAGCAUGUGAUCGGGAACACUCUGAGGAUAAGAUUGCACAACUGAACUGAUACCAGUCUUCCAAAAGUAUCUACAGAGCAUUCAUGGAAAUUAUUUUUGACAUGUUGAUGUGUAAAAAGUUGGUGCACGUCCCUGAAUUGUGCCAAUAAAUCUAACAACUUUUUUCAAA